AUGGCAGGAACAACAUUCUUUUUCGUCGAUGGCGCUCAAACUGACAGAGCUGCCAAGAAGCUGGUACGAAGCCAUGUCAUGAAGGGCAAGAAUGCUGGCAAAAGAUUCCACCGGCGAUCAAGGCUGCAACUCGCACUGCCGAGGCUCCAUGCAGGUGAACGGACAGUUAUCUUGCGACAGGAUCUGGACAAGUCACAAAAAGAGUACCAUUACAACUUUGCCCGUACAAUGAACAGACUUUAUCGCCUUCACCGAUGGCUUUCUAUGGAUGAGGUUAAAAGAAUGUGGCUCCCUAUCAUUUUUGCCAAUCAAGCAGCUUACUAUUGCAAUGUCGCCCUUAUGCAAACUUGCAAUGAGAUGUACUCCGAUAAUGGAAAUAGCUCGCCCAAAGCAUUGUAUCAUUUGUCACAGACAUUCAAUUAUGUCACGAGACUACUUGCUGGUCCCGAUGCUCUAUCAGAUUCCACAAUAAUGAUUGUAGUGAACCUUAUCAGCCAAGAGCUGAUCAGAAAGGGAUAUGGCGACCUUCAAGUCCAUCUUAAUGGCUUACAGAAAAUGAUUCAGCUUCGUGGUGGUCUAUCCAAACUCGAAGGAAAUCCUGCACUAUUGCUGAAAGUCUGCAAGGUGGACAUUAUGCGUUCGCUUCAGCAUGGUGGUCCAUCACUAUUCUUUCGCAAUCGCUUUGCCAAGGUACGAGAUACUCUGGCACUCACGAAACUAGACAUCGUUGGUGAUGCUGCUGCAAAGUGCCCACAGCACGAUAUGCUGGAACCAUAUCUUCAUGACAUAUUAGUGGAUACGAUGGGAGUGGUGUUACUGUUCAACAAUGGCGUACAACUUGAUCUUGAAACUCUUCAAGAGAUGAUACUAUCGCUUGGGUAUCGCAUCAUACAGUUCCACCCUUCGGGAGAAGAACGAAGGCUAUGGCUGCUGCAAGCCUCCUAUCAUAUCGGCCUGACGAUAUUUACACUGACGGUCUUCUUACAUGCUGGGCGCCGUCAAAUUUUGGACUACGAGCGUGUAGAUCGCCGACUGAAGGAAAUACUUGACACUGAUCUAGAAGACCACUACCCUGAACUCGCUCUCUGGCUGUCGAUGCUUGGUGGUCUUUGGGCGUCUGAUGGCUAUGAUGGGCACUGGCUUCCACCAAGGAUACGGCCAAUGGCAAUGAGACUGGAUAUUCACAGCUGGGAGGAAGUAUACACUAUCAUUGAUCACUUCCCCUGGGUUCACGCCUUGCACGAUGAUUCAGGCCGUGCCUUGUGGGAUCAAGCGCACCAAGACGAGUCAAUACCGAGUUGGAUAAUGUUGUGA
Messenger RNA from Trichoderma virens Gv29-8, 1314 nucleotides. RefSeq lists its product as uncharacterized. The coding region runs from base 1 to 1314 and encodes 437 amino acids. Lineage: Eukaryota; Fungi; Ascomycota; Sordariomycetes; Hypocreales; Hypocreaceae. The record is from RefSeq and is a predicted model, not a curated record. The transcript is spliced from 4 exons.